Messenger RNA from Arvicola amphibius (Eurasian water vole), 7183 nucleotides. It is a transcript of the gene Slk, whose product is annotated as STE20 like kinase. Gene Ontology annotation, biological process: protein phosphorylation. The record is from RefSeq and is a predicted model, not a curated record. Lineage: Eukaryota; Metazoa; Chordata; Mammalia; Rodentia; Cricetidae. Gene Ontology annotation, molecular function: protein serine/threonine kinase activity; protein binding; ATP binding.
GGUGUCCACGGCGCCGCUCGGCCCGUCCCGACCCCGCGGGCCGCGCGCCCCCCUUCGCGGCCGGAGCCCGGUCGCUGCCCCGCCUUCUCCGGGGAGCGCCAGGCGGGAGCGGCCCGGACCCCGGGCUCGCGCGGGAGAGGACGCGCCACAAACUUUGCCUUUUAUUGUUCCUAGCUCUUUAAGUGCCAGGGACUCUGCCGGGCAGGAAAAUGUCCUUCUUCAAUUUCCGUAAGAUCUUCAAGUUGGGGAGCGAGAAGAAGAAGAAGCAGUACGAACACGUGAAGAGAGACCUGAACCCCGAAGAGUUUUGGGAGAUUAUAGGGGAACUGGGCGACGGAGCCUUUGGGAAAGUGUAUAAGGCCCAGAAUAAAGAGACCAAUGUUUUAGCUGCUGCAAAGGUGAUUGACACCAAAUCUGAAGAAGAACUUGAAGAUUAUAUGGUUGAGAUCGACAUAUUAGCAUCUUGUGAUCACCCAAACAUAGUCAAGCUUCUAGAUGCCUUCUAUUAUGAGAACAAUCUUUGGAUACUCAUUGAAUUUUGUGCAGGGGGAGCAGUAGAUGCUGUGAUGCUUGAACUUGAGAGACCGUUAACUGAGUCCCAAAUCCAAGUAGUUUGUAAGCAGACUUUAGAAGCAUUGAGCUACUUACAUGACAAUAAAAUCAUCCACAGAGAUCUAAAAGCUGGCAAUAUUCUUUUUACCUUAGAUGGAGACAUUAAGUUGGCGGAUUUUGGAGUAUCGGCUAAAAACACCAGGACAAUUCAAAGGAGGGAUUCCUUUAUUGGCACUCCAUAUUGGAUGGCUCCUGAAGUAGUCAUGUGUGAGAUCAAGGACAGACCUUAUGACUAUAAAGCUGACGUUUGGUCCUUGGGUAUUACUUUAAUAGAAAUGGCUGAGAUAGAGCCACCUCACCAUGAGUUAAAUCCAAUGCGAGUAUUGCUAAAAAUAGCAAAAUCUGAGCCUCCAACAUUAGCACAGCCGUCAAAAUGGGUCUUCAAUUUUAAGGACUUUUUAAAGAAGUGCUUGGAAAAGAAUGUAGGCCGGUGGACCACAGCUCAGCUAUUACAGCAUCCCUUGUUACUGUUGAUUCCAAACAAACCAGUUCGAGAAUUGAUUGCUGAGGCAAAGGCUGAAGUAACAGAAGAAGUUGAAGAUGGCAAAGAGGAAGAUGAUGAUGAGGAAACAGAAAAUGCUCUGCCAAUACCUGCAAAUAAACGUGCCUCCUCUGACCUCAGUAUUGCCAGCUCUGAAGAAGAUAAACUUUCACAGAAUGCUUGUAUUUUGGAAUCUGUAUCAGAAAGAAUAGAACACAAUACUCCUGGUGAUAAAUUUAGCAGCAGAGUUCUUAAUGGACCUGAGGAACCUGAGAAGGCUAGUGAGGGUGUUAAUGAGCAUGCCAGUGAUUCUACCUUAGAAACUAUGGCUGAACUCAAUGACCAGACAGUAGGAAUUCAUGAGAAUGGGAGAGAGAAGAGACCCAAGCUGGAAAAUCUACCAGACACAGAAGACCAACAAACUGUGGGUGUUAAUUCAAUUUGUGGAGGGAAUGAGGGUGAUACAGUAACUUCAGAAGUUAAUACUAACCAUCUGAAACCAGAGGACGAUGGGAGUAAAGAAAACCAGGAGAUACCUGAGAGUAAACUUACACAGCCUGAAAGUAUUAAAGAUCUGCAUAUUCAAACAAUGGACUUGGUGUCUCAAGAGACUGGAGAAACAGAGGCUGAUUUUCAGGCCAUUGACAAUGCAGUUGUGUUGACAGAAGCCACCCAAGAGCAACGGGGAGAAGAUGAUAAAGCUCAAAGAGUUGUAGUCAGCCAAGGCAGAGAAACGAGGGCACUAGAUGCUGCUGAAGGCGGCAACCAGGAUGUACAGAGUGCUGGAGGGAAAAGGCGUAGUGGAAGGAGCCCCCAAGUCAGCAGGGAAGCCACGGAGGGCCCUGAGGCUGAUGGUGCUGAGGAAGAGCCUUCUGCUCAAGAAGAGUGAGGAUAAGGAGCUAGGUCAACAGUCUGAAGUGUCAGAGACACAGGCAGCCAUUGAGGAACAGGGACAGAUGAGGUUGAGCAAGUCAGUGAGUGUAACACUGAGGAGACAGAGAGGAGUGCCUUGACGGGUGGUGCUGAGCAACCGGCUCUCGGAAGUGAAGCUGAGGCCGCUGCUACUGAGGUAGAGUUGGAGAGAAAAGAAACUGCACAGGAAGUGCUGGUUAAAACAGAGCCCCAAUCCCCUGCAACCUCGCAGCCCGACGAGCCUCAUCCUGUCUUAAUACCUAGUAUCAAUAUUAACUCCGAAAACACAGAAAAUAAAGGAGAAAUGAAUGCUUUCCCAAAAACGGAAACCAUUACUGUCACACGAGCCUGACAAUGAAAGGAAAAUGACACUGACUCGGGGACUGGGUCCACUGUGGGGAACAGCAGCAGUGACUUGAACUUGUCCAUCUCCAGCUUCCUAAGCAAAAGUAAAGACAGUGGGUCAAUGUCUCUUCAGGAGACAAGAAGACAGAAGAAAACAUUGAAGAAAACACGCAAAUUUAUUGUUGAUGGCGUAGAAGUAAGUGUAACAACGUCAAAGAUAGUUACAGAUAGUGACUCCAACGAGGAAUUGCGGUUUCUCAGGCGUCAGGAACUUCGAGAGCUGAGAUUUCAGAAAGAAGAGCAGAGGGCCCAGCAGCAGCUCAAUGGGAAACUGCAGCAGCAACGAGAGCAGAUUUUCAGGCGCUUUGAGCAAGAAAAUGAUGACUGCAUUGUUUUACAGAGUAAGAAGCGACAAUAUGACCAAGAAAUUGAGAAUCUAGAGAAGCAGCAGAAACAGACAAUUGAACGAUUAGAGCAAGAGCAUACAAACCGCUUGAGAGAUGAAGCCAAACGAAUCAAAGGAGAGCAAGAGAAGGAGCUGUCCAAAUUCCAGAAUAUGCUAAGAAACCGCAAGAAGGAGGUUAUGAAUGAAGUGGAGAAAGCACCCAAAGAGCUGAGAAAAGAGUUUAUGAAGCGCAGGAAAGAGGAGCUUGCACAAAGCCAGCAUGCUCAGGAACAAGAAUUUGUUCAGAAGCAGCAACAAGAAUUAGAUGGCUCUCUGAAAAAGAUCAUCCAACAACAGAAGGCAGAGUUGGCCAAUAUCGAGAGAGAGUGCUUGAAUAACAAGCAACAGCUCAUGAGAGCUCGAGAAGCUGCGAUUUGGGAGCUUGAAGAGCGACACUUACAGGAAAAGCACCAGCUGCUUAAACAGCAGCUUAAGGAUCAGUAUUUCAUGCAGAGACACCAGCUGCUUAAACGCCACGAGAAGGAAACAGAACAAAUGCAGCGUUACAAUCAACGGCUUAUUGAGGAAUUGAAAAACAGACAGACUCAGGAACGAGCGAGACUGCCCAAGAUUCAACGAAGUGAAGCCAAGACACGAAUGGCCAUGUUUAAGAAAAGUCUAAGAAUUAACUCAACGGCCACACCAGAUCAGGAUCGUGAAAAAAUUAAACAGUUUGCUGCACAAGAAGAAAAGAGGCAGAAAAAUGAGAGAAUGGCUCAGCAUCAAAAGCAUGAGAGCCAAAUGCGGGAUCUCCAGUUGCAGUGUGAAGCCAAUGUCCGAGAACUGCAUCAGCUGCAGAAUGAAAAAUGCCACCUGUUGGUUGAACAUGAGACUCAGAAACUGAAGGAGUUAGAUGAGGAGCACAGCCAAGAGUUAAAGGAGUGGAGAGAGAGACUGAGACCGAGGAAGAAGACACUGGAAGAAGAGUUUGCCAGGAAACUGCAGGAGCAGGAAGUAUUUUUUAAAAUGACUGGGGAGUCCGAAUGUCUUAAUCCAUCAGCACAGAGCCGUAUCUCCAAAUUCUACCCUAUUCCCACCUUGCAUUCCACUGGGUCAUAGCGACAGCAAGCAUUCUCUGGAUUUGGCUUCUAAGUGCAUCCUUGUGUUCUCUUCAUCUUCCACAGCACAUGUGACUCACAAGACAAUCACCUGUCCAUCUUCUCGGUGGUUUUGAAAAUUGGUUUCUUGGAUUUUUUUGUUAAGCAAACAAAGAUGAAGGGCAAAUGAACUAAGACAGAUGCUAGGCCGUGUUGGCAAGUAGCAUCUUGCAGUAAUUCCCUAAGGUGAUUUUGUAUAUUGAUCUUAACUAUUGUAUUCUUUAGACAUAGUACUGAAAAACUGCCAGAGAAAUGUUUAAAGCUAUUUGGGGGGAAAAAAACCAAACCUGUUACAUCACUAAGUAUUAAUAAAUAUUGUUUUACUUGAUUUCUCAAUGAUGUUAAAUUCUAUAGUUAAGAUUAUGCUGUAGAAUUGGAGUGAUUUUCUUUUGGUAAACCAACUAUUAUUAAAAAGCCAUGAGUUACAGAAAUAUGCUAGUGAUUCAAUACAUAGAUAUAUUUUUUAUCAUUAAGCAGGAUCAAAGUCUUUUAAAAGAGAAAGGUUAUUUCAGUAAUUUGUCACAAACAUUAGCCUGUGUGGGCAGGAACAAUAAUUGAGGUGCUAAUUUUAUUAAGAUAGUGCCUAAAACACUAAAUUUUAAUCAUAUAUAAAAUGGGGUUUUCUUUUUGAUCAGCAUGAACAAAAUACCCUUCUCACUGGUGGACAUUACUGUUUUAAAAACAUGUUUAUAUUGCCAUUUAACAUUCAUCCUAAAACAAAUGUUGUACAAAGUAUGGAGAGAUGAAUGAGCUAGCUUUGAAAUGUGCCCGAGCUGCAGUCACAACUACAGUUCUGAAGCUCGUCUUAGAAGAAGCAUUGUCCACAAAGGAUUUUCAUUCAGUAUCAGAUACACAUGCAAAGUGGCAUUGUAAGGUUUCAAAUGAGGUUAUUCAAGUGCAUUUUGGUUUUAUUUUGUUCCAUGUUUAAAUUAAUUUCUUUGAGUAGGAAAAGCGUGAAACCUUUAUCAUGUGGUUGCUGGUACAUGUGCUCAUCAAUGAAGUGUUCACUCUUAGUUCCUUCUGAAGCUCAGAAUCUCAGUCGCAUCAGGUCAACAGUAUUAUAAACAGCACAUUUGUGAAUGAUGCUUGCUGCCUGCCAUUGGCAAUCUGUUCUCUGUAAACGUUUCAGUUUUUAGUUCUAUUUUGAGGUUGGUGGAAAAAUAGAACUGUCAGUGUAAUGUGGAAAUACCAGCUCAUACUAAGAGAAUGUAGAUGUUUGUAGGACUUUGUUGCCGUUAUUUGAAAACUUUGGAUGCUGGACUUUAUCUGGUUUAAAAAUGCAUGUGUAAUUUUAACUUUAUAAUUAUUUUGACAAGCUUAAUUUUCUUGGACAACCUUGUAGGUAGCCUUAACUUUCAGCCAAUUUUGUUUUUUAUAUAAAUAUAUAUAUACGUAUAUAUUAUAAUGUAUGGUUGUAAAUUCAUACACUUAGCACAUGAAUGUGUUACUGUAUACAGAAUUCUUAAUGCUUUAUUUUCAGAUGCUGGGUUGAAAACUGUUGAAAGCCUUUAAAUAUAUCUUUAUAAAGUAAUAUUCAGGAUGAUGAUGGAGAUUGUUUAUAUUGUUAUGAUAAAAGACAGAAUUAUGUUGCCCAGUGUAUUUAAUGAUUUAUUUGAAGAGGGAGAGGGGAGGAAAGCUCUUAUACACCACUUUCUCCUUUGAAUUUUUCAGCUUAUUGGAUUUUUACAUACUCAGUCAGUGGGCUUUAUUUUCAGUAUCAUUUAGGUAAUUGUAGACACGAUUUGGUCUGAAUAUCUUUCCUUCCUGUUUCUAUUCAGCUUGACAUUUAGAGAAUUGUAUCUGGAAUGGAGGCUGGAGAGGUUGUUUACCUGAAGCCUGCUCUCUGGAUUCCCCGCUCCUCCUUGAGUUUUCUUUUCAAGCAAGGUUGUGUUCCUGUGGGUGCAGGGACUGUCCUGUGGUACACUUGUAGAGGGGACACUCCUCUCCACACUUCAGGUUAUAUAUAAAAAGUGUUUUGUUAGCCAGGCGGUGGGUGGCGCACGCCUUUAAUCCCAGCACUUGGGAGGCAGAGGCAGGCGGAUCUCUGUGAGUUCGAGGCCAGCCUGGUCUACAAGAGCUAGUUCCAGGACGGGCUCUAAGAAAGCUGCAGAGAAACCCUGUCUCGAAAAACCAAAAAAAAAAAAAAAAAAAAAAAGGUGUUUUGUUAUAGAACAUGUUGUUUCUAAACUUGUGCUUCCUUUAAGACCAUAUGCCAGUAGAUAACAGUGAUCAUUCUUUGCUGGGUGAGGUAUAGGUGGGGAGUGGCUGAGGGCAUCGCCUUCUUUGAAUCUGAGAGUGCAGUUAGUCCAUCUCCUGAUGAAGUUGUUUGGUUGCUGUGGCAGAAUGCGCCAUUCAGUGCUUAAAGGAAAUUCUCCAUGCAGUCGCCUCUCCUUUCCCUGCAUGCUUUGGCCACGCCACACCUCUACCCACCACACCUCUGCAGGUCCAGCUCUUAGAGCUCAAGUGCAGGGUUUCCGCAGACCUUUUGACCCCUGGGCUGUGGGUUGCUGACUUAGCUGCUGUUUUAGUUGGAGUCACAGUAAGCUCUUUCUUACCCUUUUCUGUGGGUGAGGAGCAAAUUUAGAGUGCUUUUAUUUUGUUGAAAAUAUUGGAACCUUCCCACAUGCCAGGACAUGGCAGAGUGUGACUAAGUAAGAAGCAGAACCGGAGCUACCCUCUAAGCAGUGUUUCUCAAGCACACGCUCUCAGGCACAUGAGACCUUCCCCCGUGGAGGCUUCUCUGAAUUCUUGAGCAUCAGCACGUCUCAGAAGUAACUGUUUUUGUACUCUUCCAGGUCCCCUGUACCCUCAUACUUUCCCCAUUCCACACUGUGCUAAUUAUAUGACAGAGACUCUUCUAAGAAGCCAAAUUCGGCCAAAUUAAUAGCUAGAGAUAUUGCAGACUGCCCGGCGUGGGAACUGCAGUUGAAGAAGAGGUGUCAGUUUUAAUGGCCUUCUGGUCCUUUCGGGAAAUGGUCUUGUAGGACACGGGUGAUAUUUUCAGUGUGUCUCUUACAUCAGAGGCAACAGUUAAUGCCUCUGCUGUUGCUGUUCUUUGGCUGACAUAGUUUUGAUAAUGCUUUAAAAUUUCUGCUACAAAGCUUGGAAUAGAGUUGACCAGUUUCGAAUGUUGGCUGCAGCUUAAAAAUGUGAUUCUUUGUAGUGUAAUAAGUUCACAAGCUAAAUUUUCGGAGAGAAUUUCGUUUCACGUUAUGCUUCUUGUAUACUUGGGAUUAGAAACACGCCUUUUCAAUCACGGAUUGUCAAACAAUAAAGUUAUUUCUUAAUCUA